Messenger RNA from Eruca vesicaria subsp. sativa (arugula), 843 nucleotides. Lineage: Eukaryota; Viridiplantae; Streptophyta; Magnoliopsida; Brassicales; Brassicaceae. The record is from the annotation of a GenBank genome assembly.
GAGAGAUUAAAAAUGGCGCGUUUCUCUGGUUUACACCUUCUCUUCUUCUCCUUCAUCAUAGCUACAGGCACAAUCUCCCUCGUAUCCGGCACCGUCAUCACCAUCGUGAACAGCUGCAGUUUCCCCGUCUGGCCGGGACUCCUCACCGGAGACAAAGGUGCGCAACUCAACGACGGGGGAUUUGAGUUAGCCCCAGGAGCUACCAUGGAUGUUACCCCACCUGCUGGAUGGUCCGGCCGGAUAUGGGGCCGAACGGGCUGCAACUUCGACGCCUCAGGCACGGGAAGUUGCCUCACGGGAGACUGCGGCAACACCCUAAAAUGCCCAGUCGGCGUGGGAGGAGCUACACCGGUCACACUCGCCGAGUUCACAAUCGGCAAAGACGGCAGACCCGACAACUACGACGUAAGCCUCGUGGAUGGUUACAACAUCCAGAUGGCACUCACGACACGAGACGGCACAGGGGAUUGCCGAAGCGGUGGGUGCGAUUCGGACCUGAACGGGAGCUGUCCUAACGACCAACGCGUUUUGGACGGAGCGAAUAAUGUUGUGGCGUGUAAGAGCGCAUGCGAGGCGUUUAAGAAGCCUGAGUAUUGUUGCACCGGUGCUUUUGAUAAGCUCGAGACUUGUCCUCCCACGGAUUUAUCGAAGAUGUUUAAAGCAGCUUGUCCUAGAGCGUAUAGCUACGCUUACGACGACAAAAAUACGAGCCUUUUCACUUGCACUAAUGCUAAUUACUCCAUCGUUUUCUGUCCCAAAGCAUAGAUACUAUGCAUCACACAUGCAUACAUUAUCAUUAUCAUUAUCAUUAUCACUAUAUAUCAUUAUCAACGUGUAUUACCG